AUGGGUGUUAAGGUCAAGUCUGGAAAGAAAUUGAAGGUGUCAGCUGGCGCUGACAAUAUCAAGACGACGUUUGAGCGCAAGCUUACACCUAAGAAACGCUGGAUACAACUAUGGAGUGCUCAAUUGGAUGAUGAUAACAGUAAAGAGAAGGAUUCUGGUAGUGCGUCGGAGGGUGUCGAGAAGGAGGCAGAGAAGAACGAGGCGACUAUUCCGUCGACCGUCGCCACGUCGCCCGUUUCAGACGGUAAUCUGAGUGACAGUGUACCCUGCAGAGCUGCAACAGUGACUAUAGCUAAGAAAGAAGAGGAACAAAGUAUGUCAGAACAGCCAAUUGAUGUGCCGACGGCGAUGCCACUGGUCCCUCUUCCUGUUGAACAAAAAGCUGAGAGAGCAGUUCCUGUCUCGGUUUCAACUAAUGCACAGGAACAAUUAGUAGAGACACUGAAGGUGUCGACAACAGUGACAGCAAUGACGACGAUGACCACGGGAGAUGACGUGAGUGCAAUGGCCUCUUCCACAUCAUUGGAAUUGCGUGUGAAGACUCCGCUCAACAACGAGUCGUCACACUUAUCGCCUCCAUUGGAGAGAAACAGCCCCACUACAACAGCAUCAAUCAGCCCGUCUACAAAGGUUAAGGAUAGUGACAUGCCAAACAGCAACACCGCAGCAGCAGCAUCCAAGUUUUCACCUGCUGCAACAGAACAGGGAAAUCUUGUUAUGAAGGCAAAAGAGGAUUUACCUGCAAAAGAGUUUGUUGCUUCUGAGCUUGAGAGGGUGAGUAGCAGCAGUAGCAAUAGUGUGAGCAGGGGAGAUAACAGCUACAGGAGGGAGAUAUCAGAUCACCAUAUUGACCGUGAUAGAAAAUGCAGCUUGGAGCGUACUGAGUCGCCAAUGUCGGAGGAGGCAAAGCGGCGCGCAGAGCGGCGAAGGAAGCGAAAGUCGAAUUGGGAUGUAGGUGAUCCCCGUAAAGGAGGAAGUCCUGUCGCAGAUCCUCCAAUCAGUGCCGCCGCAGCUGCAGCUAAUCAACAGUCGUUUGCGAAGUACCCGCCUAAUCGUCCAUCUUGGCGUCAUAGCCAAAGCAUGAUGGACAUAAAGCCACAUUUUCCGACUGGCCACCGGUCCUCGAGCUUUUAUAACAAUGGAUCGAGUUCAGGAGGAAGGCGGGGAUUUUAUCACAUGAGUUCGCUACCUCAAGAUCGUUCCCGGAGUGCAGGACGCUCGUCAUCGCGUUAUAGCUACGGAAACAGCAGCAGCGGCGGCAGUAACUACCGGUGA
Molecule: messenger RNA, 1275 nt
Organism: Peronospora belbahrii
Lineage: Eukaryota; Oomycota; Peronosporomycetes; Peronosporales; Peronosporaceae
Source: the annotation of a GenBank genome assembly